Brachypodium distachyon (stiff brome) is the source of this 1949-nucleotide messenger RNA. RefSeq names its product GDSL esterase/lipase At4g16230. NCBI's taxonomy places the organism in Eukaryota, Viridiplantae, Streptophyta, Magnoliopsida, Poales, Poaceae. The transcript is spliced from 5 exons. Gene Ontology annotation, molecular function: hydrolase activity, acting on ester bonds. Bases 396 to 1514 code for a protein of 372 amino acids. The record is from RefSeq and is a predicted model, not a curated record.
AACAGGUUCAUGUAAAAACAAUGACUCGCGGCUUUCCGUUUCUUUAUACAUAUGUUACCGCAACAACAGAUCGCACAAAGUUUUCUCAUUGUUGUUUUUUUGGCCGCUUUGCUUGCCUCUCUUCUCUGUUUUCUUAGAUUCGCUACUCUUCUCCUCUGUUCCAGGCCACCUUUCAGAAAAGUUCCAACCCUUUUCGUUUGAUCGUGCUUUAUCUCCGUUAUCUCAUUCUCCAUCAGAUAUUCUCUCUCAGUCGAGUAUAUAAAAGCAGGCAACGGUUCUGUUCCCUCGCAGUCGCAGCAUUGCCUUCCCAUCUCACGAGCGAAUCGAGCUGUUGGGCAGCCACAAAAUUGUUUUUUCCUCUCCUCUAACUUACAUUUCCCAGUCCCAGCGUGACAAUGCCCACUCACCAUUCAGCAAUGAGUACUUCCCACGGAUGGCAAUCGAAAAUGGCAUCUCGUUUUACUCUAUGGGCAUGGCUCGCCCUCGCUUGCGUUGCCGGUGCUGAUCCGCCCGCGACAUUCAUCUUUGGUGACUCGCUCGUGGACGCCGGAAACAACAACUACAUCGUCACUCUGUCCAGGGCCAACUAUCUCCCCAACGGCAUCGAUUUCGACGGCCACCAGCCGACUGGCCGGUACACCAACGGCCGGACCAUCGUCGACAUACUAGGGCAAGAGAUGGGGCUAGGAGGGUUUGUGCCGCCCUACAUGGACCCAAACACCACAGGCGACGUCCUGUUCAGAGGCGUCAACUACGCGUCCGGCGGCGGAGGCAUCCUGAACCAAACCGGGAGCAUCUUCACUAGUGGAAAACUUGAGUCCCCCCUGCAGUUGAUCUGGAAUGGUUUUGGAACAGGGUGGGCGCAUAAACCUGGAUGCCCAGAUCGACAACUACGGCAGCAACAGGCGGGACAUGAUCGCGCGGCACGGGGAGGUGGCGGCGGUGAGCCAGCUGAGGGGCGCGCUCUUCUCGGUCACCAUGGGCUCCAACGACUUCAUCAACAACUACCUGGUCCCCAUCCUGUCCGUGCCGGAGCGCGCCGUGACGCCCCCGGAGGCCUUCAUCAACGGCAUGAUCGCCAAGUACCGGCAGCAGCUCAUCAGGCUGUACCUUCUGGACGCCCGCAAGGUCGUGGUGGUGAACGUGGGGCCGAUCGGCUGCAUCCCGUACCUGAGGGACAUCAUGGGGACGGGCGUCCCGUCGUCGGCCGCCGGGGCGUGCGCCGAGUUCCCGAACCAGCUGGCGCAGUCCUUCAACCGCAAGCUGCGCGCCCUGGUGAACGAGCUAAGCGUCAGCCUCGCCGGCUCGCGCUUCCUCUACGCCGACGCCUACCGCAUCGUCUCCGACAUCAUCGACAACUACAGAUCCCACGGAUUCGAGGUGGCCGACUCGGCGUGCUGCUACGUGGGCGGGCGGUUCGGGGGGCUGGUGCCGUGCGGGCCGACGUCGAGGUACUGCGCGGACAGGUCCAAGUACGUGUUCUGGGACGCCUACCACCCCAGCGACGCCGCUAACGCGCUCAUUGCUCGCCGGAUCCUCGACGGCGACCCGGCGGAUAUCUCCCCCGUCAACGUGCGCCAGUUGGUCUUCCAUGCAUAGGAUCUUAUUUAUUUUCAGGCCGUUCUCAACCUCUGUGUUUGUAACUUUUUCUAGGAAUCCACGAGACCAGGAAAUUAGUGUCUUCGAUGUAUUUCGUUGCCUGUUCAUGGUAAUAUGCCAAUUGUAUUAGGUUUGGAGGACCCUAAUUUUUCGAAACCGGAUGACCAGUGGCGGAGCUAGACAAGAAUGUCCCAGGAGGCAAGGAGGCUAAAGCCAAAAAUUAUGUUGUGCAUGGUUGAAGAUGAGCCUAGAUCUUAAGGUGCGGGGGGCAAAUUAUGUAUUCCUCAGUCCAACAAGGAUGUCUCAAAUUUGACUAAAUUUGAAUGCAUUUAUAUACUAAGUCAUGUCUA